Molecule: messenger RNA, 1131 nt
Organism: Stereum hirsutum FP-91666 SS1
Lineage: Eukaryota; Fungi; Basidiomycota; Agaricomycetes; Russulales; Stereaceae
Exons: 7
Coding region: 1-1131 (376 amino acids)
Source: RefSeq, a predicted model, not a curated record
AUGCACGCAUUCAAACUCUACAAACCUUUCAUGGCGAUCUAUGUGGCUCUCUGCCUUCUGAAUGGAGGAGUCCUAGCUCUCCCGCUGAAAAGUGUUGGCUCUAAACCACUUCCAAAACCAGUAGCGCCAAAGCCAGUCGCCCCUCAGCCUCCUACCUUGAGAACCACGGCAAAGGCCGCUCCCUCAGCAACGCUCAAACCCCCUACAACCUCUGCUUCAUUGGCCAAGGCUACAAGUGUCGCCGCUGUGACUUCCGCGACAGUGCCUGUCCAGAGCUCAAGCGUAGCCAUCUCCAUCUCUUCACUUCUAUCAUUUUCCUCUCCCUUUGUGUCAUCACCUGUGGUGCAAACCUCGACUUUGAACGCAGCAUCUACAAGCGCAACCCUCGCGUCGACAUCUGCACUCGUCACGCCCUCGGCCAAUAUCAGCAUCUCUACCACCGCUAGCAGUCCCAUUUCGACCACAUCUGCCUUAUCAAACACUACCUCCAGUUCGAAUACUACUUCUAGCACAAAUUCGACGUCUUGUGCAUUGCCCGGCAGCUCCACUCGCAGGAGUACACCUGUGCUUCGCCGUUUCUUCGACCUUCUAACAGAUCCAGGAGCACUUUUUCGAAGAGUCCCGGAGGAGUUCGUGGGCUAUCAUGGCACAAAUGGAGUCAAUGCUAAGGCCUACUUACAGCAAGGUAACUCAGGUGGAGGUAUUCCUGUCCCACCUGCUUUCAAUGGCGCCGAUGCUGAGCUCGGGCCUGGGUUAUACAUUUCCGAUGAUAUUGAUGUCGCACAAACAUUCGCGACCGGCUCCGCAGGAUCAAGAGCUGCGUCUGGGAACACUGACCCUGCUGCUACCACGCCCUUUGUCUGCGUCGUCACCGCAAAUAGUCAGACUACUUGGCGAAACACGAUCAGGAAAGUAUGGAUUCCAGUUGCUUCUAUCGCUACGUCUGUGGGCGGGAAGAACGACCCGACAAAGCUCGCACAGCAAGAGCAAAUCAUCAAGCAGAAUGGGGGUACAACGGACAAUACCGUGCGCUUCUCGAUUUUGGACGUUGCCCGACCCAACGCCCCACGCAGUGGAAACCAGAUGGUUUUGCCCUUCGGGGUUCAAUCUCAACUCUCUAUCAAGAACUAG